This is a messenger RNA of Cimex lectularius (bed bug), 2140 nucleotides long. RefSeq names its product probable WRKY transcription factor protein 1. NCBI's taxonomy places the organism in Eukaryota, Metazoa, Arthropoda, Insecta, Hemiptera, Cimicidae. Gene Ontology annotation, cellular component: nucleus. Gene Ontology annotation, molecular function: transcription regulator activity. The record is from RefSeq and is a predicted model, not a curated record. The transcript is spliced from 2 exons. Bases 328 to 1107 code for a protein of 259 amino acids.
CUCGUUUAGUCUUCUGUAAACCAUCGCACCAUUUGGACCGUGACACCCGGCCCAACUUUAUUGGAGACAACGUCAUUUGACACAGUGAUCUUUUUGAAAAACGUUAUGUGAAUCCUUUAUUCCGAAAAGGGGAUCGUUUUUUUUUUAGUUUCCACACAACGGUCAUCGGACCUAAGGCCUAGUUUGACGUGUGACAUUUGUUUACAAGGAGUGUGUGCGACUUAAAGAUACAACGGAUUAAGGAUAAACGGAGAUUAAGGCAAAUUUUACAAAGGAGGAGUAGGUGACGAGCACGAGAGGCCGAGCGGGUGCUGGUGAACCGCCGGCAUGAAAUCGAAUAACCAAAAUAACAACAACCCUUUGACGGCGAACAACAACCACCUCGCCGAUCAGAACAAGCUGGUCGAAGAAGAUGACGAUGAUAUGUUCGGCAAGAAUUACGGUUCGAGCUUCUGCCGUCCGAACCGGCCAUCUAUGAUCUCAGCCAAAUACAGGCAAAAGGAGGAGAGGAGAAAAGUCUUGAAAAUAUCGAUCAACAAACUGAAGAAGAUCGAGGAUCCGGAGAGCUCUUUGAGGCGGUCCGUGCUCAUAAAUAACACUAUGAAGAGGUUGCAGAAGGAGGCCCGGGAGGAAAAGCUGCAGAAGCAGCAGUCGGUCGGGUUCAGGUGCUUCGCCUCAGAUUUCCUCAAGGAUGAUGUUGAACCUCUGAGGUCGUCUGAACAGUUGGCAGACAUAACGAAUCUUCCGGCGAAGAAGGAAGAUGAACCUGCGAGGAGGGAGGCGAGGAAGAGGUCAAUAGAAGAAGUGGACGAGAGCGACGUUCAUGCCGUUCUUUCCCAAUUUUACAUGCCCCUGACACCAAGGAUGCUUACAUCCAUAGAUGACGAUGACGAUGAGAUCAACGUCGUCGAUUUGGAUUCGUCGUCAGAUCCAAAACGGCCCAGGUUGGAAGAGCAGUCAGCCGCAGAAAGGCUGAAAGACCUGUCCAACAGGGAAGAACCGCCGAGGAUCAGGACCGAGUCCUCGUUUUCCUGCGGUCAUUCGUCUAUGUUCAACGAACUACAGUCAGUCGUCUAUCACAGCCUUAUCGCAUCGUUGGAAACGUAGCAUUCCCCAUUAUCGAUCCAAAAACAGAGUCAUUAGUUCUUUAAAACAAAAAAAUGUAAAUAUAUAAAUUAAAAAAAAAACCUUGUAAAGCAUUUGAAUUCUGAGUGAUACGCUAAAAGGAGUGAUUUCACGACCACAGCAUAAACUGUUGUAUAGAAUAAUUUUGCUGUGAUUUGUCUAAAGUGACUUAAUAUAUAUGUGCAAUCCGUCAGAAUUCAGGACUUAAUUCGUAGCGGAAGUGUGUACCCCCACCCCUUUAGGCAACCCCUCCGCAGACGAAUAAAUGGUUAUUUAGGAUAAAUACAAAAAUAAAGAUUCUUUGUAAAAAGAGUAAAGUGCCCAGGGUGUGAGUGUUUUAGAUGAUAGGUAUUAUUAUUUUAAUAAUUCAAUACAGAUAUAUUUUAUACAAACUCCAAAAUCGAGGACACUUUCUUCCCAAUAAGUAGAGUCCAAGAAUUUUUAUGUAAAAACUAAUUAAUAUUUUAAAAUCUUUUUAAAAUGACGGAGGGAAAGCUGUCCUAAAAAAUUAAAUAGUUUGGAGGAGUUGAGAGUAUGCCUUGUUCACGCUUGCGUAAUAUCACUUCUGACUCCUUAUUUUGUGAUAUUUAGAUUAUUUCGUGGAGGGGAGGAAAUAAGACUGGGAUCAAAGUGAAAAUGUCGCAUUGCGUGAACAGCCCUGAAUUUUUAAACCAUCAUAAUACAAAUUAAAAUUGAACUUAAUUAAAACACAAUUUUAUAUGAAAUGGAUUAUUAAAUUAGAAAAAAACCUGGUCUACCGACUCCUCCAAACGCAUCAUCAUUUUAUUUGCCGAGGAUAUACAUACUGAUUUGAUGUCUCUAAACAACUUGUAUCGCUUUUUUUAAAAUAAAGAAAAUUAAAACAAAAAAAAGGUACCUAAUAGAGGUCCAAGCAAUUUUUCACUUUAAAAAGAUAAAAUUGUUUUAAUAACUUUUUUAAAAAAUUUACAAUCUUGUUGUUAGAUGGUUAGCAGAUGUACGCUUUUUGUGUGGAAUUUGACUCUUUGCUCCACUA